AUGGUGUUUUACAAAGUCACGUUAAGCAGAUCGCUCAUCGGCAUGCCACACACAACGAAGAGCAUUGUCAAAAGCUUGGGUUUAGGUAGGAGAGGGUCCAUAGUCUAUAAAAAAGUGAACCCGGCCAUAGCUGGCUCCCUAGCUAAAGUGAAAGAAUUGGUUAAAGUUGAAGUCACAGAGCACGAGUUAACACCAUCUCAACAGCGAGAGUCAAGGAAGUCAAACCCUGGGUUUAUAGUGGAGAAGAGAACCAUCGUCUGA
Saccharomyces paradoxus is the source of this 261-nucleotide messenger RNA. It is a transcript of the gene MRPL33, whose product is annotated as mitochondrial 54S ribosomal protein uL30m. Gene Ontology annotation, cellular component: mitochondrion; large ribosomal subunit. The record is from RefSeq and is a predicted model, not a curated record. Gene Ontology annotation, biological process: translation. Bases 1 to 261 code for a protein of 86 amino acids. Gene Ontology annotation, molecular function: structural constituent of ribosome. NCBI's taxonomy places the organism in Eukaryota, Fungi, Ascomycota, Saccharomycetes, Saccharomycetales, Saccharomycetaceae. The transcript has a single exon.